Messenger RNA from Micromonas commoda, 708 nucleotides. RefSeq lists its product with no specific name. The coding region runs from base 1 to 708 and encodes 235 amino acids. The transcript has 3 exons. The record is from RefSeq and is a predicted model, not a curated record. NCBI's taxonomy places the organism in Eukaryota, Viridiplantae, Chlorophyta, Mamiellophyceae, Mamiellales, Mamiellaceae.
AUGACCAAGCCGCGCGCCACCCCCGGGACACCCCCGACCGGCGGCGGCGCGGCUCCCCGCGAUUUCCAGGACCACCUUCGCGCCUCGCCGUCGCCAACCUCCCCGCCCCUCGCCCAGACGCUCAAGGACGUCGGAGACGUCAACGACGAGAGGGUCGUGCUCCUCCCGGUGGACGGCGGCCGCGGCAUCGAGACGGACGCGGUGCUCAAGUGGUGCUGCGACAACCUCUACAGGGACGGCGACACGUUCUUGCUGCUUCACGUGGUGCCUCGGUCGGGAUGGAGACGACGCGCGCGCGAGGACGCGCUCGGGUACGAACCCUCGGAGGCGAACGCCGCGGACGACGAGGCCGCCGCCGUGUGGCUGGACGAGGCCGAGGCGCGCAUGCGACGCGAGUACCUCCCGCGCCUUCUCGAGUUUGGACUCCCGGAGGACGUCGCGUGCUUCGAGGUCGCCGCGUACGACACCGCAUGCGCCAAGGUUGGCGAGCUCGUCUGCGAGGUGGCCGCCGCGACGAACGCCGCGUGCGUCGCGAUGGCCCGCCACGGCAAGGGAACGCUGCGGGAGCUGGUCACCGGCUCGGUGACAAACUACUGCGUCCACCACUGCGGAUCGCCGGUGGUGGUGAUCAACGUCGCCGCGGAGCUGAGCGCGAGGGAUGCGGCGGUGGGGGACAGGGAGUGCGCCGAGUUUGCGUGGGUGCCGUGA